GUCAUCACCACCUCCAUCCUUGCCUUGAAGUCUGUCUUCCUUGGCCUCUGCCUCUCUCUUUGGCCACUGAUCUCCCAUUGCCAUCGUGCUCUUUAGAAGAGCAAUACAUGCACGACGAAAAUGAUACGAGGAAACUUUUCUCUCUUGUUGUUGGUUGCGAUUGGAGUCUUGUCAGCGGAGGCGUUCGCACCAACAGCAUCAUCCAGACUACUAUCUUUCUCGCAAUCAGCCUUACUUGCCUCCAACAAUGAUGAUGACUGGAUUUCCCUGACAGACGACCAUGCCGUUCGAAAACGAAUCCUACAAGCCGGUACCAGUACGGGUGACAGCGACAACAUUGGCCAGUUCUCUCAAGUGACACUGGAUUACACCGGCACACUGGGUGAAAUCGAUUGGGAUACCGACGGCGUCAUUGACUGCUGGUUGUCGUCACAACAAGGAAUGGAUCAUCUCGUCGACGCAGUGCGAGACGCUCAACUAACGGCCGCCCAACUCUUGGACGAAUCCUACUUUACGGAAGACUUUGUGGCGACCACCUUGGGUGUUUCCAACAAUAAGAUUCAAAUAAAAAAACUCGUCAUGGCGGCGAAACGAUUGCAAAAGGCCGUCCAAGACUAUCCACCCGGCACCGUAUUCGAUUCCAACCAGGCGUAUACCCUGAAAAAGGGCAUUCGUGCCUUUCAGUUGGCAGUGCCAUCCAUGAAGGUGGGAGAACACGCCCUCCUCGAGUGUCGGGCCGAUUAUGCCUAUGGCAAGGAAGGAUUACGACGAGCCAAUGGGGAUGUCAUGGUGCCGGAAUACGCUACACUCUGCUUUGAUCUGAAGGUACUCAGCUAUACUACGGAGUAGCAGCUACAGUGUCACUCCUGGGCUUUGUAUAAUAUCAUUUUUUGAAUUUAUAUAUAGUUUCUUUUACCAAUAUCGGGCGUCUAUGGUUCUUGCUCCCCCGCUUGUGUAUAUCGGCGGUACUGUACGUAUACGUAUUAGAGUUGUAGGGUUUGCGGCAGCUCAGACUGUUGAGUCUCUUCGUUUGUGCGCUUCCCUGCCUUUUUUCUUUGCUUAUUACUUGUUUGUUCUUUGUUCAUUCACUAUCCAUUGGUGACAACCAACACGGUCCGACAUUCAUUCCCCUUUUUUAGUCCAUUGAACCAGCCAGUCUACCGGUAGCAAUGUGGCUGACUGUCUAAUUAACGACGUAGCUAGGUCUCACUUUCACUGUUUCCUCGGUGGCGCAGCAUUGGCAUUGGACGAGACACGAUUUAUCAAAUCGUCGUCUUGUUGUUUCCUCAUCAUACGAGCACACAUUUGAAACUUGUCUUGAAGUUGCUUAUUGGCCAUGCAUUCACCUUGCAACUCGUCUCGGUGGAGUUCCAGGGCUCGUCGAGCGGCGGAGAGGUCAAACACGUCGGAUAACCCACUGGUGCCAGUGUACAGUUUUUGCAGUUCAGUUCGAAUGUAUCUGUGGAAGUCAUCGACGAAUGGAAGCAUGAAGUAACAAUUAAACUUGGUAAUGACUGCUCUGCAAAACUGCUC
Seminavis robusta is the source of this 1533-nucleotide messenger RNA. NCBI's taxonomy places the organism in Eukaryota, Bacillariophyta, Bacillariophyceae, Naviculales, Naviculaceae. The record is from the annotation of a GenBank genome assembly.